Nicotiana tabacum (common tobacco) is the source of this 1897-nucleotide messenger RNA. RefSeq names its product polygalacturonase At1g48100-like. The record is from RefSeq and is a predicted model, not a curated record. Lineage: Eukaryota; Viridiplantae; Streptophyta; Magnoliopsida; Solanales; Solanaceae. Gene Ontology annotation, molecular function: polygalacturonase activity. Gene Ontology annotation, biological process: carbohydrate metabolic process.
GCUCAGCCUUUCGGCUUCUGCAUGCAGUAGUGCUGAAACACAAACAUUCCCACACUCUCCAUUUCUUUUUAUUUGUUUAUGUGCAAGUUGACACAUUUGCCAAGAAUUGCCUCCCAUAAAAACUCUUCUAAGUUUCUUUCCACUUUCUGAACAACACAGAGUCUUUUCCUUGAUUCUUGAAUUUCCUCACCCUCACCCAAUUCAAAGGAACUUUUACUCCCACUAGUCAUUUUCGAUCUGUUCAUUCGACACUUGAAAUGGCAUCGCUAUCAACCCGUGUGCCAGUACUGCUUGUCAUUUUUUAUAUGACAGUAGUUGCAUUUUUCAUGGUUUUAUUAUGCAGCCAUAAUGUUACUGCUAGAUAUCAUCACCACGGCCACCGCGGCCAUCACAAUAAGAAACAUUCCCACAUAUCAUAUCCGCCUUCUAUUCCACCUGAGCCUUCUAACCCACCCGCAGACGAAGGGGUUUAUGAUGUGAGGUCGUUUGGGGCUGUAGGAGAUGGCAUUGUAGAUGACACUGAAGCUUUCAAAGCAGCGUGGGAUGCCGCUUGUCAAGUCGAGUCAGCAGUCAUCUUCGUUCCCUUUGGUUAUUCUUUCAUGAUCCAAUCCACUAUUUUUACUGGUCCCUGUCAAAGUGGUUUGGUCUUUCAGCUGGAAGGAACAAUAAUGCCACCAGAUGGACCAGAGUCGUGGCCGGGCAACAACAGCAGGCGGCAGUGGCUGGUUUUCUAUAGAGUUGAUGAGUUGUCACUGCAAGGCGGAGGCGUCAUAGAUGGAAGGGGAGAACAGUGGUGGAAUCUGCCCUGCAAACCGCAUAAGGGACCUAAUGGAAGUACACUGCCUGGACCAUGUGACAGCCCAAUUGCCAUUAGAUUCUUCAUGAGCUCAAAUCUAACGGUGGAAGGAAUUAGAAUGCAGAAUAGUCCACAAUUUAAUUUUAGAUUUGAUAACUGCAAGAAUGUGCAUAUAGAAUCCCUACACAUUACAGCUCCAGCCUGGAGUCCCAACACUGAUGGUAUUCACAUAGAGCAGACCACCAAUGUUGAAAUUUACGAUUCACUCAUCUCUAAUGGUGAUGAUUGUGUAUCAAUAGGGGCAGGAUGUCACGAUGUGGAUAUUAGGAAUCUCACAUGUGGACCUGGAGGUCAUGGAAUCAGCAUUGGGAGUUUAGGCAACCACAAUUCGCGAGCAUGCGUAUCAAACAUUACAGUGACGGACUCAGUGAUAAAGGAAUCAGAUAAUGGAGUGAGGAUCAAGACAUGGCAAGGUGGUUAUGGAGCAGUAUCUGGAAUUUCCUUCCUUAAAAUUCACAUGGACAACGUAAGGAAUCCCAUAAUAAUAGACCAAUUCUACUGCCUCUCAAAAGAAUGCAGCAACCGCACCUCAGCAGUGUCCGUUUCGGACAUUGAAUACUCUAGCAUAAAAGGAACAUAUGAUAUUAGAAGUCCGCCAAUGCAUUUUGCUUGUAGUGACACUAUUCCCUGCACUAACAUAACACUUUCGGACAUAGAACUUCUGCCUGCUCAAGGUGACUUAGUGUUGGAUCCGUUUUGCUGGAACGUAUAUGGUGGACAAGAGACGUUAACUAUUCCGCCUAUUUUCUGCUUGUUAGAGGGCAAUCCUCCAGCAGUGUUUGAAAAUAAUGACUUGGGCUAUUGCUCGUGAUAUAUGAUCUGAAAUUUGCACAGCCAAUGUUAAGUUGCCUGAUUGUGCUAGCUAUCCCUUUUUGUUUCUGUACAUAUCAGGUUAUAGAUUGAUGGAUCUUGAUAUGGAAAUCCAGUAAAUCGCUGUAAUGUAAUUUAGAGAAAGGGGAGCUUAUUCUUUACAUGUUUCCCUUGAGAUUAUUUUACUUUAGGCUUUCCUCUUCAGUACUUGAUGUAAUAUUUUUGUGCUUU